Messenger RNA from Anneissia japonica, 2641 nucleotides. RefSeq lists its product as uncharacterized. The coding region runs from base 568 to 2610 and encodes 680 amino acids. NCBI's taxonomy places the organism in Eukaryota, Metazoa, Echinodermata, Crinoidea, Comatulida, Comatulidae. The record is from RefSeq and is a predicted model, not a curated record. The transcript has 6 exons. Gene Ontology annotation, molecular function: zinc ion binding; DNA-binding transcription factor activity.
GGAAACAUCCCUUUAAGUUGUAGCUCUAAAAUAACACAAUUGGUGUUUUUCAGUUUUUAUAAUUUAUAUAGUUGAACCUAAAAACUAAUAUUCUUCAUUAGCUUAUUUAUCCAUAAGUAAUGUUUAGCAUAUUUCUAAAAUUUUCUUUGCAAUCUGCUUUUUAAAAAAAGUUUUAGCAUUCAUACUUACAUUAUCUAAAUUUAAAACAUAAAACUCUGGAAUUAGCUAUGAUUAUAUACAUAUUACUAUAUUUAAUUUAAUAUGGACAACAACAAUAAUAAUAAUAAUAAUAAUAAUAAUAAUAAUAAUAAUAAUAAUAAGAUUAUUUAUAUAACAAAUGCAAUGAUUUAGUCCUGAAUGAUGAUCCAUAUUUGAUAUUUUGUGUUCAUAAAUGUAUAUAUAUAAAAUAGUAUGCAAUAAAUAGCCACGGCUACAAUACACUUUAUAUCAAUCUUCUUUUUCCCUUUUAUGUGUUGAAUUAAUGUGUUGAAUAAAAUAAUUCUAAAUAAAUACCCACAGAGCCAAAAAGACACAGAGUGGGAGAAGAGGAACGUUGCAAAGACACUAAUGAAUAAGCUAAAUUUGAAAGAAAAUGUUAAAGUGCAACAUCGAAUUUACUAUUCUUUCCCAAAUGAAAACGAGCAUGAAAAUCACAUCACAGGAGAAGGAUCAGGUGUACGAAUACCAGUAGACAAAAGAAUUAUUCAAGAGGUAAAGAGACAAGUCCUUAAUGGAGUACAGAGAGUUGGUGAGAUGAAAAGACACUUAAAGAGGUUUGUGGAUGAAGUUCUAACUCAUGAACUACCACAAAGGCCAAGUCCUUUAAAUAGGCGCUUUUUUCCUGAAAACAAGGACAUAGGAAAUUACAUAUGUGCUGCCAUAAAAGAAAUGAGAUUGAGCAAAUUAGAUCAAGAAAAUCUGGAACUGAACAGUGAAAUUUGGAAAGAUGAAAAUAAUGUUUUUUUCAGGCCACAUCUGAAACAAGAAGAUGAAGAAGUGUUCAUUGAAGAGAAAGAUGACGAUGAAAGCAACUUAAAAUUUGUCCAUACGAAGAACAACUUUUUAUUCUGUUUCCAAAAUAACUUUCAAAGAUCGAUUAUGAAAAAAUAUGGUAAUGAAAUAAGCCUUCUUGAUGCUACUUAUAAAACAUCAAAGUAUGCUCUUCCUCUUUUUUUUAUCUGUGUGCCAACAAACAAUGUGUACCAGGUAGUUGGAUUUUUUGUUGUCCAUUAUGAGACGGAAGAAAGCAUCAAAGAGGCGUUAUCUGUUUUCCAGAACUGGAACCCAGAAUGGCGGCCAAAAUGCUGGAUGAGUGACUUCUGCAAAGCAGAAAUUAAUGCUUUAGAGUUUACAUUUCCAGCAAUUACUACAUGGUGUAAUAAGUCUGAAAACGGAGUAAGAAAAUACAAAGACAAUAUUGAAGAGAUGACCAAACUUCUAGCUGGGGCGAAGACGGAGGAAGAUUUCAACCAAGCACUAGACUCGUUCAAAGAAACAACAUACUGGAAGUGCAACAAAAGGUUAAGAGACUAUUUUGAAAAAGUGUGGCUACCUGAAAAGAAGAGAUGGGUAAAAGCUUACCGACUUGAUAGAUUUCUAACAUCCCUCAACACCAACAAUGGUAUUGAGCGCCAGAAUAGAAUAUUGAAGUAUGACUACCUUCGGGACAAAGUAGACAGAUCUAUCACAUCUGUUUGUCAAUCAAUCAUUGAGGAAUUUCUACCUGAAUCUAUGGUCAAAUACAUUAAGAACAACAUAAAGGCACUGGAGGGAUAUUCAGCCUAUCCACUAAACAUUCCAGAGUUCCUUUUAAGCCGCCCUGCUAAGUUUUAUAAACAUGUGUACAACCGCUGGUCAAAGGCUGAGGCAGAAUACUGCAAGAAAGACAUAGAAUUGAUCAACAAGAGUUUUACAGUACGGUCAGAAACUUAUUAUGGCCAGCAUCACAUUGUUAGCUUUGGCACUGAAGAGAAAAUGCCUUCUUGCACAUGUCAAGACUGGGUGGAUAAUCAUCUGCCUUGUAAGCACUUUUGUGCCAUAUUUAUUCAUAAUAAAGAGUGGCAGUGGGAUCGACUACCAUCCUGGUAUCGAGACAGUCCAUUCUUUGUGAUUGAUCUAGAUGAUGCAAGGCUUACAAAUCAACCACCAAAUAAAAGCCAACAAAUCCCAACGCUUUCAAACAACGGCACUACAGAUGGAUCAUAUGAGUCUGACAAAUGUCAAUUCGACGAUGUCAGGCCACAUAAAGCAUCAGGAACAAGCAAAUUCGCUAAAGAAAACAGGGAAACACUUAAAAAACUGGAGGAGUUGACAUACAAACUGAGCUGUCAUGAUCAACGCCUUCUCAACUCACACCUGCGUCUACUUCUUAGAGAAUUUCAAGAAAAGGUUCCAAAUGAAAGUGGAUUCCUGCUAGAAGAACCUGAACUUGUUGAAAAUUCUAAACGAAAAUCAUCCGCCAAUCAUUAUGGAGAUUUGCCAAUAAACAAAAAAAGAAAAUUUUCUAGGUAUGGAGGACCACCCAAGAAUUUCAUGAUGGAUGGAAUACCAAUGAAUGCUGAACACCAGUCUAAAAUGGAAAAGAAUAAAAUUAGGAAGGUAAAAAGAUAACCAUAUUUUGUCGAUGCUGCGUGUUGUUGCC